Molecule: messenger RNA, 2229 nt
Organism: Mesorhabditis belari
Lineage: Eukaryota; Metazoa; Nematoda; Chromadorea; Rhabditida; Rhabditidae
Source: the annotation of a GenBank genome assembly
AUGAGAAGGCGCCCCAACACAUCACCGAACCUCCGCCGAAGUUUCGCUUUGAGAACAGUAAUGGACCCUUGCGCAAGUCACGCCAAUAAGAGUGUCCACCAUCAGGCCCAUCCAGAAAAGCUUGGUGUCUUUUAUGGGAACACUCAACGAUUGUACUUUGAGCUUUUCGAGAGAAGAGCCUAUAAACGAGAGCUUUCACCAAUCUACUCUCUUCAACCAUACAAUCUAACAGCUCAAGAGGUUCCACGCUUCAACGUGAACAUCACUUUAGCAUAUGUUAAAGUGAUUGAACUGGCCGCACAGAGUCAAGAAAUCGAUCAACUUUUCGAGUUUGGCUUUGAAUGGACAGAUCCACGUUUUCAAUGGAAUCCCGACGAUUUUGGUGGUGUGAGCAAAAUUUGGCUUCAAAUGGACUCGAUUUGGUUGCCCGAGAAUAGCAUCUGCAAUGCGAAAUCGAUCGAAGAAGUGGUACCUAUUUACCAAAAGCAGAUCGAGUUGAGGUACGAUGGGAGUCUUUACAUGGAUCGGACACUCUAUGUCAGCCUUUCCUGUUCAAUGAAUUUGGGCCAUUUCCCUUUUGAUACUCAAACAUGUCAAGUUGGUUUUGUUGUUUACAAUUACGACAUUUCUCUGGCAACAAUGGAUGUGAUGAUCUACAAUGAUUUCGACUCUCAGGGAAACGCUGAGUGGACGAUUCUGAAUAUCUCGGCUGGGAAGAGGAUCAUCACCUACUCGGAUUUCGCUUUUGAAUAUGCUUUUUACACGUUUGUUUAUAAACGAAUCCCUAAUUUCUACAUUUGGGUGAUCGCAGUGCCAGCAUUUUUACUAACUUUCCUUUCAAUUAUUGGACUUUUUUGGGUUUCAACGAGUGUCGAUGAGAAAUUGCUGAAACUUUCUCUCGGUUUAACGACAAUGAUGUCGAUGAGUGUUCUUCUCGAAUUAGUCUCCAAUCAAAUUCCGAAAACGUCCAGCUUUCCAGUGAUAGGGAUCUACGUGAUAACCGACGUGUUCGUAAUCGGCGCUGGCUGUGUGAUGGUUGUCAUUUUGCCGAGAAGUCGAAUGGCCACAAAAGCCAAAGAAAGAGGUAUCCAAUCGGAGAUGAGACGCCUAUUCACCUCAAAGACAAUCAUACUUCAAAUCGAAUUAACAUGGCACGAGAGCCCGAAGAUCAAAAUGAUGAAAGCUAGAACUUAUCAAAAGUACAGCCAGAAAAAACAACAGAUACGUGCUCAGUACUUUUCUAUGAAAAGUGACAAUCGAAUUGUCGACAGACUCCUCGAUUUCGAUGACUAUGAGUAUUUGGGCAGAAUCACUGUUGGUACCCCUCCACAAGAGUUCAAUAUGUUGUUCGACACCGGCUCUGGAUGGUUCUGGGUUCCGUCAACAAAUUGCACCAAACUCGCUUGUGCCCGUACUCAUCAUUUCGAUCCAACAAAGUCGACCACUUUCAAGGAACAGGGCGAUGACCUGAUAACAGGGUAUGGUGCUGGAUCUGCGUCUGGGGUUUAUGGAAAUGACACAAUCACGAUUGGUGCUUUGAGCAACAACCCUCUAGCACUACCGUACACUCAAAUAGGUCUCGCUAACCAUUUUGAAGUGGGUAUUCCAUAUUUGCCAAUCCGUUUUGAUGGAAUCCUUGGCCUUUCGCCGUAUUACUCGUUUAUGGGCAACACUAAACCAGUUUUGUAUGAAACUCACGGGUACCUGAAGAAGAUUUUUACGAUUUUCUUGGAGCAUCGUGGUCACAAAGAUGGAGUCAAAGGUGGUCAGAUCACUUGGGGUGGCGUUGACACAAAAAAUUGCGAAAAGGAAAUUCAUUGGGUGCCAAUGGCUGCAAAAGAUCGAUAUAACAUUAAGGUGGACGGCUGGAAAAUGAACGACAUUUCCGUGAAUGAGGCGGGAAUUGUUCUGGCUGACACUGGAGCUCCGGUUUUGGCCGUCCCACAAGAGAUCUUCGAUGAAUGGGUCAAAAAGGCUAAUGCAAAAACGUUUGACAAAUUCCAAUAUUAUGCAGAUUGCUCAACAAAUAUUCCCAUUGAAGUGAAAAUCGCUGGGAAAGUUUACACCAUUAAAGCCAAGAACUAUCUUCGGGAAACUGGAGGAGAAAUAUGUGCCGCAGAUGUGAUAGUCGGUGGAGUUCUGGGAGUUCCCUUCUUUAGGGAGUACUGUAUUGUGCAUGACCUCGAGAAGUUGAGACUUGGAUUCGCGAAAGCCAUUCACAAGAAUUGG